Didymodactylos carnosus is the source of this 2706-nucleotide messenger RNA. NCBI's taxonomy places the organism in Eukaryota, Metazoa, Rotifera, Eurotatoria, Philodinida, Philodinidae. The record is from the annotation of a GenBank genome assembly.
AUGACGAAGAUGCCAUUGUGGGAUCUUCGGUGGUCGUUUUUACUCUUUAUAUUUGGACAACUUGAUGUACAUUAUGUAAGAGCAACUUGGCCCUCACCAAACUCUUCCGGUGUUAUACAACUAUUAGGCCUUUUUCCAGAUAAAGAGAAUGCAUCUAAACCUACCGAUUUGUCUGUUCAGUCUCGCGCUAUGUUUAAAGCAGCAGUCUUGCUUUCUCAACAAUAUAAUAUAACAAUUGAAGGACAAUUCAUAGAAUGGCAAGUAAUACAAACCGGUGGCACUGCAAUAAAUGCUAUUAGCAGUACGUGCCAGGCAAUAUCUGCUUCUAACAUUGUUGGUAUCGUGGGUCCAGGAUUAUCAAGAGAAACUCUCAUUAUUGCUGACUUUGCCGAAAAAGUUGGUAUUCCUGUUGUAUCAUAUAGUGCAACUGAUCCUGAUUUAUCUGAUCGAAAUGCCUACCCUGCUUUUUAUCGCACAGUUCCUUCAGAUAAUGCAGCUGCGUCGGCAAUUGUACAACUAUUUAUUCAAUUUAAUUGGACUUCAUGCGUAAUUAUUUAUCAAAAUGAUGCAUUUGGAUAUGAUGGUGCAAGAGUAAUAAGUGAGGCAUUUAUUAACAAGGGUUUCAAAGUCGCAGAUACGGUAGCAUUUGAUAUUGCAACACAUAACUAUCAAGACGAUUUGGCACGCUCUUUAACCACUAGUGCAACACGAAUUGUACUGUUAUGGGCUGAGCCAACUUAUACAUCUUUAAUUUUACAAGAUGCACUUGAUGCUAAUGUACUUGGUCCAAGUUUCACAUGGAUAUUAAGUUCAAGUGUUUCAUUAGAUUCUUUUAAUCAAACAUUUUAUUCAAAUUUAACCGGAAUGCUUACUAUUGAACCUACAACAGCAACUACUGUUGGUGCCUCGAGUAAUACAACAUUGUUAAAUGCAACGUAUGCUAUAUGGCAACAGUAUGAGAAUGAAACAUUUCCUUGGUCGACAAUGGUAAAUCCUUAUGCACUAUUUGCAUUUGAUGCAACUUGGUUAUUGAUUCAAUCAUUACAACAACUUUGUUCAACAACUACUAAUAGUUCUUCCUCAUGUAUAUCAUUUGACGGCUCUUCAUUCUGUUUUGAUCGUCGUUUUCUCAAUUCCAAUUCAUUUUUUGAUACAGUUACUAAUAUGACAUUUCUUGGUGUAUCUGGUCCUAUAGAAUUUGAUGUUAAUGUAACAGAUCGAAUAAAUGGUAGUUAUUAUUAUGCACAAAACUCUCAACAACCUUCUUCAAAUAAAAUAAGUUUUGUGCCAGUAUUGGCUUAUUCUGAUCAGAAUAAUUGGCAACAGUAUGCAGGAGAAAAUUCGAUUAUCUGGCCAGGUAGUUCAUCACAACCUCCUACUGGUAUUCCAAAACUUGAUGGUGUAACUUUACGAAUUGGAGUAAUUGAAUCAGAUCCAUUCACAAUAAUUACCAUUGUAGAGGGUAAAACACAGGUAACUGGUUAUAUCAAGGAUCUUAUUGAUGAAUUACAAAGCAUCACGAAUUUUAUUCCAGACAUUAGGGUAGCACCAUCAAAUGAAACCUAUGAUGCAUUAGUCCAAGCAGUAGCUGAUGGUGUUUAUGAUAUAGUGGUAGGUGAUGUGACACUUACUGCUAACAGAAGAAAAAUCGUUGGUUUUUCAAGGUCAAUAUUUGAUAAUUCUUUACGCCUUCUUAUGCGAAAAACUCCCGAUGCUAGUGUCGAUCUCUUAGCGUUCUUGAAACCAUUCUCACGUAAUCUCUGGUUAUUGAUCUUAGCUGCUGUUGUAUAUGCUGGUAUCUUAAUAAGUCUAUUAGAGAGAGAAGAGAACGAAGCAUUACAAAAUAGAUCAAUAAUUUCUUUAUGUGCAAUGAGUAUGUGGUAUUCUUUUGGCCAGCUUGUGGGAUACGGUGCAGAUUUUGAUGCUAAUACAGCUGCUGGACGUUUAUUAACUAUUGGUUUAUAUAUCGUAAGUAUAGUAUUAGUGGCAUCGUAUACUGCAAACUUAGCAUCUGAUCUAACAAUAUCAAAAUCGCAAAGUGUUAUUUCUGGAAUUGGUGAUAUUAAAGCUGGAAAAAUACCAUCUAAUCGUAUUGGUAUUCGUGUAGGUACAGCUUCGCAAGAUUUUUAUUUAGCAGAAAUCUCUAAUAAUAAUCCAAAUUAUUUUCCAAUAAUCGGUGCAAAUACUCGACAACAAUCAUAUGAUGAUUUAUUAGCUGGUAUAAUCGAUGUAACUUUUCUGGAUACUGGGGUUGCAGAAUAUAUAACUAAUAAUAUAUAUUGCAAUUUAACUUUGGUUGGUGAUGGUUUUGAUGAAGGCGAAUUUGGUAUUGUUACACCUAUAGGAUGGCUAUAUGGGAACGAUUUAGAUGUUAGUAUAUUAGCAUUGAGACAGAAUGGUACUCUUGAUGAUUUGAAAGCAAAAUGGUUUGAAUCACAGACUUGUCCUGAUGCAACUACAACAUCUACUGCAUUGGGAAUUGAAGCAAUGAGUGGAUUAUUUUUGGUCUUUGCAGUGGUUAGUGGUCUAUCAUUAUUAUUAUUUGUAUGGAAGAAACGAUAUAUUAUAAUAAAUUUUCUAUUUAAAUUAGCAGGUCGAAAAACUUCGUUUGGCAAAAAGAAGGGUUCUGCGAGAAGACGCUCAAGAAAAACUUCUAAAGAUUCACAAAACUCCCAAUUACCGCCGUCCGAUUUCUUUCAUUUUUAG